GUGCGGUCCGGGCCGGGACAACAUGGCUACGGUGUUUCGGCCCCUGGAAAGGUUGGGGGCGCCGCGUCCUUCGUUGCAUCCCGGGGUGACAGGCUCAGGCUCCGCCUGCGGCCGCUGCACUCUCGGAGCUAAAAGAUACCUACUCACAGACAGCAUUGUGAAACUGAAGGAAUUCCAACAGAAGAAAGUGGCUAUUGCAUAUAACCUUCCCAGCACCAAAGCCAUCUAUUUCAGAAACUUGGAGGAGAAAUUGACCCAGAACAAGCUCAUCUUGAAGGAAGAGUUGAAAACCGUGCUCCACUUGUGCCAGUCCCGGGAAGAUGCGGAACUGGUGAAAACUGUCAUUUACAGGUACCAUGCAGAGAACAGAAACUUCACUGUGGGAGAAUAUAAGUUUGGACCAGUUUUCAUGAGGUUGUGCUACGAGCUGGAUCUUGAGGACUCUGCAGUGGAGCUCAUCAAAGAUAAGCAUUUACGAGGCUUCUUCCUGGACUCCACGUCAUUCAAUAUUUUGAUGGAUAUGUUAUUUACCAAAGGCAAAUAUGAAAGUGCCCUGGAAGUAUUGAUUGAAAUGAAAAACCAAGAUGUGAAGUUCAGCAGAGACACCUACAUCCUUGCGUUUGCAGUUUGCUACAAAUUGAACAGCCCGGAAUCUUUUAAAAUUUGCACAACUUUAAGAGAAGAAGCCUUACUUAAAGGAGAUGUCAUCUCCAGGAGAGCAUCCUGUUUUGCGGUGGCAUUAGCUCUGAACCAGAACCAGGUGGGAAAAGCCAUGUCCAUUUAUUCUCAAAUCAUGAAUCCAGAGAGUAUAACCUGUGCUAACUUAAAUAUUUUAAUCCAUGUCCGGUCAAAUAGGUUGGAAAACCUGGUAAAGAUCUUACAGGACACUGUUGACAGAAGUGUAUCGAUGUUUGUGAAAAGACACGCGUUCUCAGAGGAAGUGCUGGCCAAGGUGAGGGACAAACUGAAGAACAAUCCCACACUUGCGGCCAGAUUUGAUGAGGUCUAUGGGAAGCUGCACGUUAACGGGCUGGUCACUGUUUACACAUUGGAUGCUCUGCUCUGCCAUGUUCCCCGGGACAAGAAAUCCAACACAAUGCUGUUAAAGAAGAGGACAGUCAGCCGACGGACCUUACAACCUCUCAGCCAGUCCCUGCUGACUGAGUAACUGUGUUUUCAGCCUCCCAGGUGAGGAGCUGCCGUGGAUGAAUCAUUGGCUUCUCUGAAUUCCGUGGCACUGUGCUAACGCCUGGUCUCCCUACGUCCCAAGUCCCCUGGGUGGUGACUUGCCAAUCAAAGAGAUGUGAAGAGCUAGCUCAAGCAAGGGAAGCACCGUUGCCACAGAAAGGCAGCUUCCCCUAUGUCAGCCACACCAGACUAAGGGCCACAGCCACUAACGCAGCCCAGCACCAGAGCGACACUCAGAAAGUACCUGCAGGAGGAAUUUCCCGUGGUCUCGUCAACCUUGAGUGACCUUUCACAGGAGAGAUGCCUUGCAAGGGAUGUCCUCGCUGAAUUCGAGAAAUCUGAAACCCUCUUCUACCAUGGAAACGGUCAAGGCCUUCUCUCAUUUCUGCCGUCAUUUCCCCAUCUACAAAGUAAUAUUGCCCGUGUGUGCUGGGAUGAUCUGACACUUUCAUUCAGGGUUCGGUAGAGUUAAUCUUUCUCCAAAACAAGAAAUAAAAGGUACCUGCACAGA
Messenger RNA from Chionomys nivalis (European snow vole), 1699 nucleotides. RefSeq names its product pentatricopeptide repeat domain 2 (gene Ptcd2). Gene Ontology annotation, biological process: mitochondrion organization; multicellular organism development; regulation of mRNA processing. Lineage: Eukaryota; Metazoa; Chordata; Mammalia; Rodentia; Cricetidae. Gene Ontology annotation, molecular function: RNA binding; protein binding. The record is from RefSeq and is a predicted model, not a curated record. The transcript has 10 exons. The coding region runs from base 23 to 1168 and encodes 381 amino acids. Gene Ontology annotation, cellular component: mitochondrion.